AAAGCCGGUGAGCAAGAUGAAGAUUGCCAUGAUGAGCAUGCCCCGGGCCAUGCAGGCCCUGCCUCUUGACCACUCUGCAGGCGACAUGGACACGGCCCCCGCUAGCAACAAAACCGAGGACCAAGUGAAGCACCUGCUGCUGCAAGCAGACCCCAGGAAGAUGUUCCCGGAACUGAAGGACAACCUGAUGGACAACCUGAAAAGCCUGAAGAACACCAUGACUGAUGUAGACUGGAAGUCCUUUGAAUCCUGGAUGCACAAGUGGCUGCUGUUUGAAAUGGCCAAGAACCCCAAGCCGGAGGACCGUAAGGCGAUCCCGGCGGAGAAAGUGCAAACUAAAUGCCAGGCGGAGGCCAAUUCUGGGGUUGUCCGGCCGGGUUAC
Molecule: messenger RNA, 382 nt
Organism: Pygoscelis adeliae (Adelie penguin)
Lineage: Eukaryota; Metazoa; Chordata; Aves; Sphenisciformes; Spheniscidae
Gene: CD74
Product: CD74 molecule, major histocompatibility complex, class II invariant chain
Exons: 5
Biological process (GO): positive regulation of cytokine-mediated signaling pathway; positive regulation of ERK1 and ERK2 cascade; T cell activation involved in immune response
Cellular component (GO): membrane; cell surface; cytoplasm
Molecular function (GO): macrophage migration inhibitory factor binding; MHC class II protein binding; cytokine receptor activity
Source: RefSeq, a predicted model, not a curated record